AUGGCUGAUUUAACGAGCAUUCUUAAAGCUGAACUUGGAGUUAAAUCUCACGAUCAACAUCAUCAUCAUGAUCAUCACCAUCAGCAUGAUAAAAUUAUUGUACCAAGUAGUAUGAAAGUCAAAAAUGAUACUACUCAUGAAUUACAAUCACAACUUGGUCAUGGUAAAGAACUUGAUGAAGAAAUACAACACGAAAAAGACAAAGUUCAUAAUACCUAA
Messenger RNA from Adineta steineri, 219 nucleotides. The record is from the annotation of a GenBank genome assembly. Lineage: Eukaryota; Metazoa; Rotifera; Eurotatoria; Adinetida; Adinetidae.